This is a messenger RNA of Salvelinus sp. IW2-2015, 6934 nucleotides long. Lineage: Eukaryota; Metazoa; Chordata; Actinopteri; Salmoniformes; Salmonidae. The record is from RefSeq and is a predicted model, not a curated record.
UUCCCCACAGAAGCCAAGAGGACAACAAGCGCUUUUCAGACUGCCUUCUGAGAGUCUGAAAUUACUGCCGCCUGCAUCAUGUGCUGUCGUCUCAAAACUUAUGUUGACACACAACGAACCAAUUUGAGAACAUGUGAUUUAGCGAUCCUCAGCCUAUAUUGUAAGCUGUACAUUCUCAGCUGAAGUUGUUUUUUCUUGUCGCGGAAUCGGAUCUCGAAAAUCGAUCAUUCGUCGUUUAUUGCAGUGUCUGUCUUUUCUAGAGAAAAAAAAUCAGAAUAAAUACGCAUGUUUUUGUUUUGUUACUUUUGUUGAAGUUUAUACGCAUUGCGCAUCAUUGCAUUGGGGUUUGAAGAUACGGUGUUGAAAAUGGACUUAAACUGCAACUAACUCGGAAUACUUUUGCAGUGAACCAAGUAUCAAUAAUAAUAUAACGUUAUUUUCCUACUCUUUGGAUAAAUAUAAAUUAUGGAAGAAGACGGGCAACAUGAGAACGGCGGUGUUCACGGCACCAAAGAUUCGGACCGCCAGCAACGCUUGAGGCUCUGUGUUUUAAAUGAAAUUUUGAACACCGAGAGGGAUUACGUUCGGGUAUUGCUUUUCCUUCAAUCGGCCUUUUUGCACAGAAUCCGACAAACUGCCGAAGAGCAACAGUGUCUGUCGCCUGAGCAUGUCAAGAUCCUGUUCUCCAACAUUGAGUCAAUCCUGGACGUUCACAGAGAGGUGCUGUCUGCAGUGGAGGCCAGCCUGCACCCGGAGCCACAGCCAGGGCAUGCCCUUGGACACGUCUUCCUCCAGUUUAAGGGGCAGUUCUCGGUGUAUGGGGAGUACUGCAGUAACCACGAGAAAGCCCUGCGGCUGCUGAUGGAGCUCAACAAGAUCCCUGAAAUCAGGACAUUCCUCCUGCACUGUAUGCUGCUGGGAGGGAAGAAGAGCACAGACAUUCCCCUGGAGGGGUACCUGCUAUCGCCCAUUCAGAGGAUCUGCAAGUACCCCCUUCUACUGAAGGAGCUGCUGAAGCGGACACCCAAGAAGCACGCGGACUACCCUGCGGUGGAGGAGGCCCUGCAGGCCAUGAAGGCAGUGUGCUCCAACAUCAACGAGACCAAGAGGCAGAUGGAGAAACUGGAGGCCCUGGAGCAGCUGCAGUCGCACAUCGAGGGCUGGGAGGGCACCAAUCUGACUGACAUCUGCACCGAGCUGCUGCUCCACGGUAACCUGCUCAAGAUCUCAGCCGGCAACAUCCAGGAGAGAGUCUUCUUCCUGUUUGACAACCUCUUGGUCUACUGCAAGAGGAAGUCCAGGGUUUCUGGGAAGAAGUCCAUCAAGAGGACCAAGUCCAUCAACGGUCCCCUGUACCUGUUCCGAGGAAGAAUCAACACCGAGGUGAUGGAGGUGGAAAACGUCGAGGACGGAACAGCCGACUACCACAGCAACAACUACACGGUGACCAACGGCUGGAAGAUCCACAACACGGCCAAGAACAAGUGGUUUGUCUGCAUGGCCAAGAACUCGGAGGACAAGCAGAAGUGGCUCGACGCCAUCUUGAGGGAACGAGAGCAGAGAGAGAGUCUGAAGCUGGGGAUGGAACGGGAUGCCUAUGUGAUGAUCGCCGAGAAGGGCGAGAAACUCUACCACAUGAUGAUGACCAAGAGCCGCCACCUGAUCAAGGACCGGCGCCGGAAGCUGAGCAUCGUUCCCAAGUGCUUCAUGGGAAAUGAGUUUGUGUCAUGGCUGAUAGAUAGUGGAGAGAUCAGCAAGCCAGAUGAGGGGGUCAACCUGGGUCAAGCUUUGCUGGAGAACGGCAUCAUCCACCACGUGUCCGACAAGCACCAGUUCAAGAAUGAGCAGGUGUUGUACCGUUUCCGCUACGACGACGGCACAUAUAAGGCCAGGAGCGAGAUGGAGGACAUUAUGUCAAAGGGUGUGAGGCUCUACUGUCGCCUGCACAGCCUGUUCACCCCUGUUGUCAAGGACAGAGACUACCAUUUAAAAACCUUCAAGUCUGUGGUGCCUGCCAGCAAACUGGUUGACUGGCUUCUGUCACAGGGUGACUGUUCCACACGUGAGGAUGCGGUGACAUUGGGGGUUGGACUGUGCAACAAUGGCUUCAUGCACCAUGAUCCACCCUGAGGAGGAGGACUACGGCUUUGAAAUCGAGGAGAAGAACAAGGCCAUCGUGGUGAAGUCUGUCACCAGGGGCUCUCACGCCGAGAUGGCGGGGCUGCAGGCGGGCAGGAAGAUAUUCACCAUCAACGAGGACCUGGUGUUCCUCAGGCCCUUCCAGGAGGUGGAGACCAUGAUCAACCAGGCCUUCUGCAUCCGCCGCUCCUUACGCCUGCUGGUCAACACCAAGGCAAAAGAGAUCGUGAAGGUUCCAGACACUCCAGAUCCCCUGUCCUUCAAACUCUGUGGCUCCGCCCCACCUCAUGUACACGCAGUAAGGAAAGGGUCGGAGGCGGCGGCAGCGGGCCUCCAGCCAGGUCAGUGUAUCCUGAAGGUGAACGGCAACAGCAUGAACCUCAGUGACUACCAGGAGGUCCUGGAGCACUUCUCCUCCUCCCAGCAGGAGCACCCCGACAUGUGUCAGUGGGUGUAUCGGGCAUUUGAGGAUGUUGAGGAGGACAGGGGGUCGUUCAGGGCCUGCCCAGCAGAGAAUGGCUCUGAGACCGAGGAAGAGAAUGUCAGGAAUGGAACAGACUAUAGCCUGAGCAGGCUGUCCAUGUCUGAUGACUCUGUGCCUCUGGUGAGCAUGAUGGUUGACAACGUGCACCUGGAGCAUGGCGUGGUGUACGAGUACGUCAGCACGGCCGGCGUCAAGAGCCACGUCCUGGAGAAGAUGGUGGAGCCCAAGGGCUGCUUCAGCCUCACUGCCAAAAUCCUGGAGGCCUUUGCCGGUGAUGACAGCCAUUUUGUGCGCAACUGCAGCCAGCUGAUCUCACAGAGCGACCGCGUGGUGUCGAUGCCUCAGUUUGAGUUCAGGAACAUCUGUGACACCAAGCUGGAGAGCAUCCGCCGACGAAUCAGCAGCUACCAGCAGUUUGCCCAGGAGCUGAGGAACAAGGCGUGUCCCACGUUCAAGCAGGCGGGUGUGCGGCCUCACCCACUGGGCUGCAUGGACUUUGUGCCCACCAACUGCCACAUCAACCUGAUGCAGGUAUCUUACCCCAAGACCACCACGGCCACUGGCAGGGCCUUCAGCAUCCGCUUUGGACGCAAGAACUCCUUCUUCGGCCUGGACCCCGACCAAGCUAACCUGAACCCAAUGUCCCACACCCAGCACUGUGUGACAAGCAUGGGCGCCCCGUCCUACAGCUGCAGCGGUCUGGGAGAGGAGGGGGAGUGGGACAUCGAGGGCUCUGGAGAGGGCACUCCAGACAGGAGGCAGCAGGCCCACCGGGGGAAGGGCCUCAGCUUCCUGCUCAAACAGGAGGACAUGGAGAUCCAGGACGCAUACAUCCGCCUCUACAGCCGCCUAGACAUCGCUGUCCGAGAGAUGAGGCAGUACGUCACCCAGAUAGAUGUCCUGCUGUCGUCCAUCACGGAGCCCACCCAGCCGCAGGGCAGCGAGCCCCCAGCCUACGAGGCCAGCCAGCCCCCCUCCGUGGCCCCUGAGGAGGGGGACCAGGAAAAAGCAGAGCACGGGGGCAUCAAGAGGGUCUGCUUCAAGGUGACUGAGGAGGACCAGGAGGACUCGGGCCACGACACCAUGAGCUACAGGGACUCCUACAGUGAAUGUAACAGUAACAGGGAUUCCGUUCUGUCAUACACAAGUGUGCGUAGCAACAGCUCUUACCUGGGGAGUGACGAGAUGGGUUCAGGUGACGAGCUGCCCUGUGACAUGAGGAUUCCCUCAGACAAGCAGGAUAAGCUGCAUGGCUGUCUGGAGCACCUUUUCAACCAGGUGGACUCCAUCAAUAGCCUGCUCAAAGGGCCCGUCAUGACCAAGGCCUGCGAGGAAACCAAGCACUUUCACCCCGACCACACUCAGCCAGAGUUCCGUCACACUGAGGACUGGACGGUACGCUGUCGCUACAUCAUCCACAAAAACAUCCAGGAGGACCCUUGGAACCUGCCCAGCUCCAUCAAGACACUGGUGGAGAGCCUACAGAGAUUUGUGGAUGAUGGGAAGAACCAGCUGCUUCUGGCCCUGCUCAAAUGUACAGACACGGCUCUGCAGCUGCGGCGGGACGUGAUCUUCUGCCAGAGCGCGGCUGGUGCCGUGUGCACGUUGGCCGAGCAGCUCCUGGCGGCACUGCGUGCGCGCUUCAACAACGCCGGCGAGUACGAGGAGGACAGCAAAGAGACGAGCCGCAAGUGGCUGGAACAGGCGGCCGCCAUUGGCGUGCUGCUCAACUUCCAGGCCUCACUGGCGCCCCACGUGAAGGAGGAGAGGACGAUGCUGGAGGAUACCCAGGCAGCCCUGUUGGACCUGGACAAAGUCACUGUGUUCUUCCGCCAGCUGGAGGAUGAAUGCCUGGUCGCAAACACGCCGGUGUGUUACCACGUGGAGGGCAGCCGGCAGGCCCUAAAGGUCACCCUGUAUCUGGACAGCUGCCACUUCAGUGAGCUCCCCACGCGCUUGCAGAACGGGGGCAGCCUCAAACUGCACACCGUGCUCUUCACCAGGGCCCUGGAGAGGCCAGAGGGAGUGUCUGAGCAGGACUACGUGUCCGUAGAAGAGUUCCAGCAACGCACCAACGCCGUCGCACUGGAAAGGGUCAAAGCCUACUACCGAAAACUCAGGGCUUUUUACCUGGAGAAGUCAAAUCUACCCACUGACUCUAACACCACGGCUAUGAAGAUAGACCAGCUCCUACGACCCCUCAACACCCUGGACGACCUAUGUCGCCUGAUGCACUCGUACCUGAAUGUGCGUCCCAACGCAGCGGGCCACCUGUCGGGCGUCAGCGUGCUGUGUGUGUCCUCGGAGCUGUGCAACCGCCUGGGCGCCUGCCACAUCACCAUGUGUGCCACCGGCAUGCAAAGGUGCACCCUGAGCGUGACCCUGGAGCAGGCCAUGAUCCUGGCGCGGAACCACAGCCUCAUGCCCCGCUGCAUCAUGCAGACCAUGGACAUCAUGCGGAAACAGGGCACCAGGGUAGAGAUCUCGGCUAAAAACCUCAAAGUGAUGGACCAGAUGCCACCCGCAGCCCCAAGGCUCUUCAAGUUGUGUCUACCACCCCAAGACGGAGAUCUAUAAAAGAAAGGGGUGCUGUGUUUUUAUUCCUAGUAGAGCAAUUUAUUUUGUAUUAGCAAUAUACUGAAGCCUCGGUGACUAGAGAUCAUGGAUGAAUGGGUAAGGUAGAAUGGGGGAGGAGGGAGAACAGGGAGCUCUCUGCUCUGCUCUCCCAUCCAAGAGUCAUAGACAUAAGACCAAACCCUUGUGUGGUACCCCCCCAACCAUGUCCCCGAAUGGAACAUUCCAGCACAGAAACAUCAAGAGUCUGGAUCCCACAGGGUCCGUGGUGUCCUGUAUAGCCCCCCCCCCCCCCCCAAACGAACCCCUCUGUGACAUGAGACUGCUGUUACUGACCUGGAAACCCAUUGUUGGGAACCUAGAGAGGAGUGUGGGGAUGGUGACAUCAGACAAGACAUGAUCUAACAAAAAUAUGUCCGCCACCUCGACAAUGCUCACACCGGGCUAUUAUUAACUGGAUUAACGCAAAAACCGCUUGUAGCAGACAUUCUUCUUCUUUAUUCACUUUGCCUUGGACUGCAACGCCAGUGUGUGGUAUCUCCGUCAGACAGUGUGUCUGGUAUUGCAGCUAGGAACAGGAGGCACUGCAUCAAGGAGGAGAGAAGGGUGAAAUGAUAGGGAUGGAUGGAAAGAUGGAUGGUAUGGGCUGCCCUUUGCCUUAGCCCCCCUUGCAUGCGGCGAAUGUGCAAUUACUGUAGGCUAGUGUGAGUACUGUAUUACUGCACUAUGAUGCAUAGUGAUUUAUUGUAUUACUCAAUAAUAUCAGGUAUUCAAGAAUUGAAAGCAUUCCAGCCUACGCAUCAUGCAGUAUUUAAUGGAGCAAUGGCAUGCCAUGUUUUUUUUUAAAGAACUCCUUAUCUAUUUUUUUUUAUUUUGUCUUUGUCAUUUCCUCGGGAGUUUGAUCUGUUGACAAGUGUUAAAAUGCAGGGAGUUUUGUUAAAAAUGAAUAGGAAGGGGAGUUUUAAUCUGAGUCGGGGAAACAAGCUAACUUUAUCUAAUCUCAGAGUUUUUUGUGUUUUCCAAUCUGCAUCCCGAGUCAACAGGUUGGAAUUUUUUAAGCCUUUUAAAGUAUUAAUAUAUAUUCAGUAAUAUUAAUAGUGGGAGAUUGUCUCCUGUUGACCCAGCCAACUCACAAGACCUCUUUGCGAUUUGAUUUUAAUGUUUCGAUAUUUAAAUGAGCACAAGGAUUCAUCUAAUUACUCUGAAGUGUUAGCACAAAGUACUGUAAACCGUCCCGAGGAUGAUGACAACAAAGGGAUCAGUGAAGUUAACUCUUGAUAAACAGUAGCAUCAUUUUAUUGAAGAUGUUAUAUUUCUUGUACAUACUUACUGUAACCAAUGUCUGUGUCAGAGAAAAUAGAGUAUGGUCUAUAUCUAUGCCAUUGGCAGCAGAGUUAAUGCUAUAAUUUAAAUGUGAUUAUUUUUAUGGACAUAAUAUAGUAUGUAAAACGUUUGAACUAUUUGGGGUAUUCAUAUUGUACAUUUGGACAGGGACGGAUUUUGGUGUCGCGUAUAUAUCCACACUGACGACGUUGUUGAACGUUAAAAUGGCUCCACUUUCGUUUUAGCAUGGUUUGUAUCUGUGUCGAGAUGCUGCACUCUGACUAGUUGCUCAGCCCUUGUUAUUUAUUUUGAAGCUCUUGUCAGGUCCCAAUUGAGGAGGGUCAUGUUCAUUAGGCACAAAAUGUGGCACCCAAUGUUGAAAAAAUAAAUAAAGUAAAACAGGAAGGGACUACC